AAUGAAAUUACUGUCAAACCACCUUGCCACUCUGGGAGGGUUUUCCACCAAAGAAGUAGUAGAUAGAAUCAUGAGUAAUGUUUUCAAAACUAAGCUAGCAUGCCAGUGUAACUGGGUUGGUAAGGGAGGAAAGGUGGCAUUAAAGAACCUUGCAAUAACAAAAGCAAUGAAAGAUGCAGGUAGAUCCAGAGCCACGGAAGCAGAACUUGACACUUCUAUCAGAUUGUGGCUUAAGAAUGCCCACGAUAGGGAUGGUGGAAGAAAAUUAAGGGCCAUCAAAAAAGAAGCAAGAGACAGACAGUUAGCACUUGCAGAACAACAUAAUAGGUCAUUUGAUAGUAGCACAAGUGAAGAGUCCGACUAGUUUCUCAAAAGCUCAUUUGUGUGCUACCACUACAAAUGUAAUGAAAGGAAAACUGUGUUGCAUAUUAUUUUGUAACUUAAAAGAAUGGCUCAUAGAAUUGACAUACAGGUCAAAGUGGAAAGCCAGCUUGAUUGGGUUAUUAUUGUAUGAAAUGUUCAUUUUAAAAUUUCUGGAAUUUUCAAAGUAUGAACUUGAACUUCCACGGGCCUGAAGCCUUAAGUUAGUUACACUUUACAUCAUACUUGAUUAGUUCCAUUCUGUUUUGCAUUAUUAAAAUUUGAUGUUGACUUUGCUGUAAAUGUAUUAAUGCAUCAGAAUUGACAGUUUGCCAUUUUGUGCAUUAAUUUUUUCUGCUUUUUUGUCCAUACAUUUGACAGCUGUGCUGUCUUGUAGCAAUUUUUUGAUGAAAUUUUCAUAUUUUUCAUUCUGAUAUUUGUGUGAACUUGAACUCCCAUUGGCUGAAGCCUUUGCUUUUACCUUUAUCAGCAUUACCAGUUGUGCAUAAUUAAACUUUGUAGUUAAGCAUAAUGUAUUAUUGCAUCUGAAUUGAAAAUAUCCUUUUUGUGCAUUGUGCUUUGUUGUCUUGUGUUAUUAUAUGUGAAAUAAAAGUGAUAAGUGAUAACCCUAUCUCUGACUUGUUUCUUAAUGCAAAAGGAGAUAAAAGAUAAAUAAUAUUACCCUAA
Messenger RNA from Lingula anatina, 1047 nucleotides. RefSeq lists its product as uncharacterized. NCBI's taxonomy places the organism in Eukaryota, Metazoa, Brachiopoda, Lingulata, Lingulida, Lingulidae. The record is from RefSeq and is a predicted model, not a curated record.